CAAUGCACAUCAAAUCCCAGCUACCGGAUCUACCACCCAUUCCGGACGCAAACGUCUUCGACCUGUUCUUCAAGGCCCCGCAGGGCGCACAGAUCGCAGAUUACACUGUCUAUGUCGAUGCUGCCACUGGGCUCAAACACUCGCUCCGCAAUUACUACGAGUUCGUGCGCGACGCAGCGACGGCGCUCGGUGUGCCGCCAGCACGCGGCGGUCUGGGGCUCGGUGGCGAGGCAGGCGACAUUGUCGGCAUAUUCAGCCACAACUGCGUGAGUUAUGCCGCACUUGUACACGCGCUCCUCGCAAUUACGACGCCUUUUGCGAACCUGUCGGCGUAUGCCACGGCGUAUGAGCUCGCGCACAGCCUCAAAACGGUAAAGCCGAAUUAUUUGUUCGUGCAGCCAGCCCUGCUUCCCACUGCACUCGCUGCGGCGAAGGAAGUUGGCCUGCCUGAGAAGCAGAUUUACAUUUUGGAAGGUAGCAGCGGUGACGAACGCCUGAGUCUACAAGACCUAGUCAACCGCAUCCGAAAGGGCUCUAUUUCACGCGAGCCGGUUCGUCUUGCUAAUAAGAACACUCUGGCAUACUUUGUGUUCUCGAGUGGAACUAGUGGUCUGCCAAAGGCUGUCAUGAUUUCGCAUGGGAAUCUUUGGGCGAUGGUGCUCUCGCAAGCAAUAUGGAGACAGGAGGAGAUAAAGUUUCUCCGCGAGCUGACCCCGCCCAAAGCACCGCCUGUUGCCCUGUGUUUUCUACCAAUGUACCACGCCUACCCCCUGAACAUUGUCGCAUUCCGCAUGUUUGGCAUGGCCCCCGUGACUUUCGUCAUCAUGGAGAAGUGGGAGGCCAGUGCAGUCUUGAAAGCCAUCCCCAAGUACCGCAUCGAAGCCCUUGCGCUAGUCCCAUCUGCCGUGCACCAGCUGCUAAACCAUCCCGAUUCCGCCAAAACCGACUUCAGUUCGUUGGCCAGCGCGGGAUGCGGCGCGGCGCAUCUUCCUACGACACUGCGGGACAACUUCCUGUCGCACUUCGGCAACGUAACGCUGUCGGAAGGGUACGGCAUGUCGGAGCUGACUUUCGGGAUUUCUCGCAAGUCCUUCGACGGCAUGUUUGGCCUGAAGGUGCCGGACUCGACAUGCGGCCUCAUCAACUCCAACGUUGAGGUCCGGACGGUCCGCGAGGACGGCUCGGAGGCGGACGUUGACGAGCCCGGGGAGCUGUGGGUCAAGGCGCCUGUCGUGGCGCUUGGCUACUACGGGAACGAGCAAGCGACGCAGGAGACGUUCGUCGACGGUUGGGUGAGGACAGGAGACCAGAUGCGCAUCGACAAGGACGGGUUUUUGCACUUUGUCGAGCGCAAGAAGGACACGCUCAAGGUCGGCGGAGCGCAAGUCUCGCCGAGCGAGAUAGAGAAUGUCCUGCACGCGCAGCCAGACGGGCUCAUCACUGAUGCGUGCGUCGCCGGGGUGUCCGGCGGCAGGACGUCGGACGAGAAGGUUCCGCGGGCUUGGGUUGUGCUCAGCGAUGAGGGCAAGCGCAGGGGAGCCGAAGAGGCCGUCAAGGCGUUGGAAGCGUGGACGAAAAAAAAUCUCAGCCCGUACAAGUGGUUGCGGGGUGGAUUCGAGGUUGUCAACGAGAUUCCUAAAAGUCCGACGGACAAGAUCUUGAGACGUCUGUUGCAAGAGAGGUUUGAAGCCCAGUAUACAGCUAGAGCGAAAUUGUAGACUUUUAAUUGCAGCUACUGUGCAUUACAAGACCGCCCUAUAAACGCUAUUAUUGGACUUGGGAUGGCAAUCAGGAGCCAGCCAAUGCCAUCUUAC
Messenger RNA from Phanerochaete carnosa HHB-10118-sp, 1814 nucleotides. RefSeq lists its product as uncharacterized. Gene Ontology annotation, molecular function: CoA-ligase activity. Lineage: Eukaryota; Fungi; Basidiomycota; Agaricomycetes; Polyporales; Phanerochaetaceae. Gene Ontology annotation, biological process: secondary metabolic process. The annotation marks the transcript as partial. The record is from RefSeq and is a predicted model, not a curated record. The transcript has 9 exons.